AUGGUCCCAGAAGAUAUCGGCGACGCAGCCCAGGACGCCGAAAACGAUGCCGAAGCGGCUCGCGUGAAAGCUUGGCUCGAUAGCGGAGGUGACGUAAAUGACGUCGAUAAGGACCGCUACACGCUGAUUCAUUGUUGUGCGAUUGGGACCCGCGACAGGGCUUCUGAGGUCACCGACGCACACGUCUCUCUGGCGCGAACGCUGAUAGCGCUCGGCGCCGACGUCAACACCACUGACACUUUUGGGGACACCCCGUUACACAACGCUCUGGCAAACGCGUGGCGAGGUAGGGCUUGGCAAGAUAUGCUCAAGCUCUUGUUACAAGCAAAAGCGAACCCAAACGCCAGAAAUAAUGAAGACGAAACGCCGCUCCAACACGCGAUCGCGAUAGAUCAAAAGUAUGAACUAUCAAACCCCCCAUUGGAUCUCCGGGCCAGCAGGUCGCUUAUAGCUCUUCGCUUGCUACUACGUGCUGGCGCCUGGUUGGAUCAUAAGGAGCGGGAUGAGGCUGCUUCCGAUGGAUGGAAGACUCUCAUCACAGCCGAAGACAUUAUGACAACUCUCUAUGGAUACAAUAACGAGGACGAAAAGGUCGUCGCGCUCAAUGCCCUCGUCGACGGCGUGCGAAAGCACGGCACGUACAAGAGGUACAUGCGCGCGCCGCACCGAGAAUUUCUGGCCGUCCGCGGCCUCGCCCAGCGCGGCAAAUUAUCGAUUGAGGAUUUUAGGGUCUACGGCACUUCCGGGACGACGCGGAUACGGUCCGCCCUGAAUUUCAUCGCGCGGCUCGGCGACAACGGCGUCUGCUGGCACAUCCUCACUUACUGGCGCGCGACGGACUAGGCAGUGAAUGAAAUAAUUAUGGGUUGUGUAACUGUACUUAGCGGCGGUGGCGCGCCUUGUGCGCAAGCGACCGCCCCGGCGGCCCCGCAUGUUGGGAUUUUCUGCGGGCGUCGCCAUGAUUCACCGUGAAAUGACCGAAUCCCAGAAAGGGCUCCACGAAGGCUUCUGCUGGUACCACGGUUCAUUGGUACGAGCCCAGUAGCUCUUGAUAAUGGGGAUCAAGACCGCGGGCAGAGUGAGGGGGCCCGUGCCCCUGCCGAGCAGGUCGAUGAGCACGAACUGGUCCAUGCGUAUCUGGACAUACCUCGUGUAUCCCGAGGUGUUGCCAUAUCUCAAAUACUCCGAGAACGUCGGAGGGAUAGCCCAAUCGCGUGGCGCGGAACCAAAGCCAUGUUCGGCCGACGAGUAAAAAACACCCAUGGAUGCAAAAGCUAACCCAAAUGCGAGAACUCGAAGCGGCGAAACCUCGCUCAAAAUAGCGAUAGCGGAAAUUUACGACAGAGACACGUCGCUUGCAGUAAUUCGCAUGCUACUGCGUGCCGGCGCCUCAUUGGAUUGCGACAAGCGCGGUGGCAAGUUCAUUACCGCCGAAGACAUUAUGAGCGGUUGCUACGACGACGAGGAGGAGGAGAACGACGAAGCCGUCGUCGCGAUCAAGGCCCUCAUCGCCGGUGUCCGCAAAUACGGCACGUACAAGCGGUACAUGCGCGCGCCGCACCGGGAAUUUCUGGCUGUCCGCGGCCUCGCCCAGCGCGGCAAAUUAGCGGUUCAGCUCGCGAUAACGGCUCGCGCGGCUAGGGAGAAUCCCGCACUGAACUUCAUCGCGCGGCUCGGCGACAACGGCGUGUGCUGGCACAUCCUCACUUACUGGCGCGGGACCGACUAG
Molecule: messenger RNA, 1729 nt
Organism: Pelagomonas calceolata
Lineage: Eukaryota; Pelagophyceae; Pelagomonadales; Pelagomonadaceae
Source: the annotation of a GenBank genome assembly